AUGGUAGAUGCUAAAAACAUAAUCAUAAUUGGUAAAACGGGGAGUGGCAAAUCAGCAUUAGCGAAUGUAUUAAGCAGAACUGAUGAAUUUAAAGAAGACAACACGGUCGGCUUAGGGGAUAAAAGGCUAAUCAAAAAUGAACUAUUAGAAAAAUUUGAAGAAGAAAUCGGCAUUUAUAUUGAGGAGGGAAUAAGUCAAAUUUUUUUUGUAAUUGGUGAAAAAAUGGAUCAAGAAGUUUUAACUGAAUUUCUUUGGCUAAAUGAUUUUCUUUUUGAUAAUAAAGCAUUUGAUUAUACUACUGUUGUCAGAACCAACUUCACUGAUUUUAGAAAUAAAGAUAAGCGUGAGGAGGAUAUAAGCGAUUCAGUCAAUUUUUUUAGUGAUAAUAAGGAAGGUUAUGAAGAAAUUAACAACAAAGUCCUUAAAAAAGGAAAAAUCAUUCAUGUAAAUAAUCCACCAAUUAGUGAUGAAAACUAUCCCCUCAGUGAAAGAAAAAAUAAAACUGUAUUAAAUGUCAGUGGUCAAGAAUUAAAAGGAACUCUGAGACUGAAAGGUUUUAUUAAUUUAAAAAGAUUAAACUGUGCUGAUAACCAACUAACUAAUUUGGAUUUGAGCGAUUGUCCUAAUUUGAUUGAGAUUGACUUCUCUAAUAAUGAACUAACCAAUUUAAAUUUUCUCAAAUCGGUCGACAAGGUAGAGCAUUUGAAUGUUAGCAAUUGCCCCCUAAAAGGAAACCUAAAAUUUUUAGCAACUCUAACUAAUUUAGAGGUAUUGCUUAUUACUAAUACUAGCCUUGAUGAUAAGGGGUUGGAACAUUUACCAACUAGUUGUAAAAAACUUAUCUGCAAUUCCAAUCCUCCAACUAAAAUCAUGGAGGAAUUAAGCAAAUACUUUUUGUUAUCAGAAGUAACAUCAAAAAAUUCGUUAGCAAAUGAAGUAAAGAAGUUGAACCUAGUUGCAGGGCGAGGUCUGGUUGGCAUAAGUGGUAUUCUUGGUGUCAGUGGUAGUUUAGUUUUUGAGGGUCGCCGAAUAGGAGCAGUAGCAGUUGCUUCACCAUUAUUAGGAAUUCUGAAAAAAAUUACAACUGGUAAGUUGGGAGAAAUAAAUAAAAAACUUAAAGAAUUGAAAAUAAAGGUCAAAGCAUUUUUAAAAAAAUAUGAUGGGGAUGGUAAUGGAACAAUUGAUGUUUCAGAGUUAACAAAAUUAGAAGCAGAAUUAAUUAAUUAUCGACAAAAUUCUUCCUUAAUGGAAGCAGAUGAGGAAGCAAUGGAGGAAAAUCAAGAGGCAAAUCAGACAGCAAAAGAAACCCAAAUAAACAUAGAUAGUUUUCAAGAAAAGGAUUCUAUUCAAGCCUUGGUUCAAAUUUCUUCUAAAUAG
Funneliformis geosporum is the source of this 1377-nucleotide messenger RNA. The record is from the annotation of a GenBank genome assembly. Lineage: Eukaryota; Fungi; Glomeromycota; Glomeromycetes; Glomerales; Glomeraceae.